Bombyx mandarina (wild silkworm) is the source of this 1285-nucleotide messenger RNA. RefSeq names its product ALG14, UDP-N-acetylglucosaminyltransferase subunit (gene Alg14). Gene Ontology annotation, cellular component: UDP-N-acetylglucosamine transferase complex. Lineage: Eukaryota; Metazoa; Arthropoda; Insecta; Lepidoptera; Bombycidae. Gene Ontology annotation, molecular function: N-acetylglucosaminyldiphosphodolichol N-acetylglucosaminyltransferase activity. Gene Ontology annotation, biological process: dolichol-linked oligosaccharide biosynthetic process. The record is from RefSeq and is a predicted model, not a curated record.
AUGUGGCAAGUGUCGACGACUCAGAUACUUCGACCGAUACUGCUGAAACUGNCCGAUAACGAUAUCAACAGUGAAUCAAAAAUUUUUGAAGCAGAAAACAAACAAAGUACUUAUUUGCUUAAUAAAAUACCCAGGAGUAGAAAAGUCAACCAAUCCUAUUUCUCUUCUGUAUUCAGUACAAUUUAUUCUACAUUAAUUACUGUUCCUGUUAUCUAUAAAUUUAAGCCGAAUGUUAUUUUCUGUAAUGGUCCAGGAACUUGUAUUCCAAUUUGUGUAGUUGCAUUUAUAUUGAGAAUCUUAUUUUUACUGGAUUGUAGAAUUGUUUUCAUUGAAAGUAUUUGUAGAGUAAGAUCACUGUCAUUGACAGGGAAAAUUCUCCAAUAUUUUGCAGAUCUUGUUGUAGUGCAAUGGCCACAACUGAGAGAUGUGAGUCUUCGUGCUAAAUAUUUUGGUAGACUUACAUAAUUUAAUAACGUGAUGAAUGGACUAAUUGAUAAGUAAUUAAGUCAUAAGAAACUAAGCUUUUUUUAAUUAUUCAAUUUUACAGUCAGUAAGCAAAGGGUUGGCAAUGCCCCUGCAUUGUGAAUGUACAUGAGCAAUGGUGACCACUCACUGUCAGGUGGGUCACAUGCAUGUCUGCCUAUGAUCCAAAAAAAAUUGUACUCUCACAGGAUAGAGAAAUUAUGCAUUUAAACAAUAUUCUGGAAUAAAAACAUUCAUAAUAAAUAUGUUGGUUUUAGGACAGUUUAUGAACCAUGGUUUGGUAUGGUAAACCAGGAUGGAUUUGUAAAUAUAUUUUACAGUCUUAGAUAAUUUAUUGUUGGCAUUCUUUUAAUUUUUAAUGAGUUUUAUUGUGUUAUAAAUGGGUAACUUAUGUAAACUUGCCAUGUCUGGCAACCACUUAACGUCAGGGGGCAUGAGUUUCUUAACUCAUCUAUGGUAUAAAAAUAAAAGUAAAAAGAAUAAAACUAAGUAAAGCAUAAGAUGUAUAGAAAUUAGUAUUUCAUUAAUUCAUUAGUUGAAUUAUUAAACUUUUCAGCAUAGCUUUGUUAAAACUGAUGAUGCUUUUUUUUCUCUGAGCUGUUUACUGAUUCAAGACUAGAUUGUACCUUUGAUUUUACAUUUUUUCUGAAAACUUUAUGUAUGUAAUGUAAAGGUUGUUACAAGUGCACCUGGCUGGAAAUCAUGUUAUUAAUGAAAUUAUGUUAAUAAUAACAUUGGUGACAGCUUAGUUUGAAUUGUCUGGAAACAGCCAAUAUGAAAUUAAAACACCAUUGUAUUGAUA